GCGGUGCCGCGGGGAUGAGCCCUCCCUCCAGAUGUGCGGGCACAACGGCUGGGGCAUGCACAACUGCAGGCAUGUGGAAGAUGCCAGCGUCAUCUGUGCAGCUCCAUAGCCAAUGCUUCCUGACGAACGGCCCAUCUCAACUGGCACCGGCCUGCGGCUCUCGGGCGGGAGGAACGGCUGCGAGGGCCGCGUGGAGCUGUACAACGGCAGCAGCUGGGGAACGGUGUGCGACGACUCGUGGGACCUGAGCGAUGCGCGGGUGGUGUGCAGGCAGCUGGGCUGCGGCCAGCCCACGGCCGCCCCGGGCAGCGCACGCUUUGGCCCCGGCACCGGGAGCAUCUUCCUGGACGACGUGCGGUGCCGCGGGGACGAGCCCUCCCUCCAGAUGUGCAGGCACAACGGCUGGGGCGUGCACAACUGCAGGCAUGUGGAAGAUGCCAGCGUCAUCUGUGCAGCUGCUCUGGCAACCCCGACUCCUGCAUCAGCAUCCUAUUCUUGCGGCGGCCUCAUUUCAAAUUCCUCUGGGAUACUGCAGAGCCCCUUCUAUCCUGGAAAUUACCCAAACAACGCUGACUGUGUGUGGCAAAUACAAGUACAGGACAAUUCCCGCAUCAUGCUGACAUUUAGAGAUAUCGCGAUGCAAAGCGGCAGAUGCCAGUUUGACUACGUUGAAGUCUAUGACGGGCCCCUGCACUCUUCCCCACUGCUCGGGAGACUUUGUUCUGGUUGCUUCCCCACGUACACGUCCUCCUCAAACAUGAUGACCAUACGCUUUCGCAGUGAUUCGAGAUACACCUUCCGAGGGUUUCAGGCUCAUUACUCCUCCAUUCCAGCAGAUCUCAACACUACCCCAGAGCUGACCCUUGCUGCUCAACGGCCCCUCUCAACUGGCACCGGCCUGCGGCUCUCGGGCGGGAGGAACGGCUGCGAGGGCCGCGUGGAGCUGUACAACGGCAGCAGCUGGGGAACGGUGUGCGACGACUCGUGGGACCUGAGCGAUGCGCGGGUGGUGUGCAGGCAGCUGGGCUGCGGCCAGCCCACGGCCGCCCCGGGCAGCGCACGCUUUGGCCCCGGCACCGGGAGCAUCUUCCUGGACGACGUGCGGUGCCGCGGGGACGAGCCCUCCCUCCAGAUGUGCAGGCACAACGGCUGGGGCGUGCACAACUGCAGGCAUGUGGAAGAUGCCAGCGUCAUCUGUGCAGCUGCUCUGGCAACCCCGACUCCUGCAUCAGCAUCCUAUUCUUGCGGCGGCCUCAUUUCAAAUUCCUCUGGGAUACUGCAGAGCCCCUUCUAUCCUGGAAAUUACCCAAACAACGCUGACUGUGUGUGGCAAAUACAAGUACAGGACAAUUCCCGCAUCAUGCUGACAUUUAGAGAUAUCGCGAUGCAAAGCGGCAGAUGCCAGUUUGACUACGUUGAAGUCUAUGACGGGCCCCUGCACUCUUCCCCACUGCUCGGGAGACUUUGUUCUGGUUCUUUCCCCACGUACACGUCCUCCUCAAACAUGAUGACCAUACGCUUUCGCAGUGAUUCGAGAUACACCUUCCGAGGGUUUCAGGCUCAUUACUCCUCCAUUCCAGCAGAUCUCAACACUACCCCAGAGCUGACCCUUGCUGCUCAACGGCCCCUCUCAACUGGCACCGGCCUGCGGCUCUCGGGCGGGAGGAACGGCUGCGAGGGCCGCGUGGAGCUGUACAACGGCAGCAGCUGGGGAACGGUGUGCGACGACUCGUGGGACCUGAGCGAUGCGCGGGUGGUGUGCAGGCAGCUGGGCUGCGGCCAGCCCACGGCCGCCCCGGGCAGCGCACGCUUUGGCCCCGGCACCGGGAGCAUCUUCCUGGACGACGUGCGGUGCCGCGGGGACGAGCCCUCCCUCCAGAUGUGCAGGCACAACGGCUGGGGCGUGCACAACUGCAGGCAUGUGGAAGAUGCCAGCGUCAUCUGUGCAGCUGCUCUGGCAACCCCGACUCCUGCAUCAGCAUCCUAUUCUUGCGGCGGCCUCAUUUCAAAUUCCUCUGGGAUACUGCAGAGCCCCUUCUAUCCUGGAAAUUACCCAAACAACGCUGACUGUGUGUGGCAAAUACAAGUACAGGACAAUUCCCGCAUCAUGCUGACAUUUAGAGAUAUCGCGAUGCAAAGCGGCAGAUGCCAGUUUGACUACGUUGAAGUCUAUGACGGGCCCCUGCACUCUUCCCCACUGCUCGGGAGACUUUGUUCUGGUUCUUUCCCCACGUACACGUCCUCCUCAAACAUGAUGACCAUACGCUUUCGCAGUGAUUCGAGAUACACCUUCCGAGGGUUUCAGGCUCAUUACUCCUCCAUUCCAGCAGAUCUCAACACUACCCCAGAGCUGACCCUUGCUGCUCAACGGCCCCUCUCAACUGGCACCGGCCUGCGGCUCUCGGGCGGGAGGAACGGCUGCGAGGGCCGCGUGGAGCUGUACAACGGCAGCAGCUGGGGAACGGUGUGCGACGACUCGUGGGACCUGAGCGAUGCGCGGGUGGUGUGCAGGCAGCUGGGCUGCGGCCAGCCCACGGCCGCCCCGGGCAGCGCACGCUUUGGCCCCGGCACCGGGAGCAUCUUCCUGGACGACGUGCGGUGCCGCGGGGACGAGCCCUCCCUCCAGAUGUGCAGGCACAACGGCUGGGGCGUGCACAACUGCAGGCAUGUGGAAGAUGCCAGCGUCAUCUGUGCAGCUGCUCUGGCAACCCCGACUCCUGCAUCAGCAUCCUAUUCUUGCGGCGGCCUCAUUUCAAAUUCCUCUGGGAUACUGCAGAGCCCCUUCUAUCCUGGAAAUUACCCAAACAACGCUGACUGUGUGUGGCAAAUACAAGUACAGGACAAUUCCCGCAUCAUGCUGACAUUUAGAGAUAUCGCGAUGCAAAGCGGCAGAUGCCAGUUUGACUACGUUGAAUUCUAUGACGGGCCCCUGCACUCUUCCCCACUGCUCGGGAGACUUUGUUCUGGUUCUUUCCCCACGUACACGUCCUCCUCAAACAUGAUGACCAUACGCUUUCGCAGUGAUUCGAGAUACACCUUCCGAGGGUUUCAGGCUCAUUACUCCUCCAUUCCAGCAGAUCUCAACACUACCCCAGAGCUGACCCUUGCUGCUCAACGGCCCCUCUCAACUGGCACCGGCCUGCGGCUCUCGGGCGGGAGGAACGGCUGCGAGGGCCGCGUGGAGCUGUACAACGGCAGCAGCUGGGGAACGGUGUGCGACGACUCGUGGGACCUGAGCGAUGCGCGGGUGGUGUGCAGGCAGCUGGGCUGCGGCCAGCCCACGGCCGCCCCGGGCAGCGCACGCUUUGGCCCCGGCACCGGGAGCAUCUUCCUGGACGACGUGCGGUGCCGCGGGGACGAGCCCUCCCUCCAGAUGUGCAGGCACAACGGCUGGGGCGUGCACAACUGCAGGCAUGUGGAAGAUGCCAGCGUCAUCUGUGCAGCUGCUCUGGCAACCCCGACUCCUGCAUCAGCAUCCUAUUCUUGCGGCGGCCUCAUUUCAAAUUCCUCUGGGAUACUGCAGAGCCCCUUCUAUCCUGGAAAUUACCCAAACAACGCUGACUGUGUGUGGCAAAUACAAGUACAGGACAAUUCCCGCAUCAUGCUGACAUUUAGAGAUAUCGCGAUGCAAAGCGGCAGAUGCCAGUUUGACUACGUUGAAGUCUAUGACGGGCCCCUGCACUCUUCCCCACUGCUCGGGAGACUUUGUUCUGGUUCCUUCCCCACGUACACGUCCUCCUCAAACAUGAUGACCAUACGCUUUCGCAGUGAUUCGAGAUACACCUUCCGGGGGUUUCAGGCUCAUUACUCCUCCAUUCCAGCAGAUCACAACACUAACCCAGAGCUGACCCUUGCUGCUCAACGGCCCCUCUCAACUGGCGCCGGCCUGCGGCUCUCGGGUGGGAGGAACGGCUGCGAAGGCCGCGUGGAGCUGUACAACGGCAGCAGCUGGGGAACGGUGUGCGACGACUCGUGGGACCUGAGCGAUGCGCGGGUGGUGUGCGGGCAGCUGGGCUGCGGCCAGCCCACGGCCGCCCCGGGCAGCGCACACUUCGGCCCUGGCACCGGGAGCAUCUUCCUGGACGACGUGCGGUGCCGCGGGGACGAGCCCUCCCUCCAGAUGUGCAGGCACAACGGCUGGGGCGUGCACAACUGCAGGCAUGUGGAAGAUGCCAGCGUCAUCUGUGCAGCUCCAGAGCCAACGCUUCCUGACGAAUGGCCCAUCUCAACUGGCCCAGAGCUGACCCUUGCUACACAACGGCCCCUCUCAACUGGUGCCGGCCUGAGGCUCUCGGGCGGGAGGAACGGCUGCGAGGGCCGCGUGGAGCUGUACAACGGCAGCAGCUGGGGAACGGUGUGCGACGACUCGUGGGACCUGAGCGAUGCGCGGGUGGUGUGCGGGCAGCUGGGCUGCGGCCAGCCCACGGCCGCCCCGGGCAGCGCACACUUCGGCCCUGGCACCGGGAGCAUCUUCCUGGACGACGUGCGGUGCCGCGGGGACGAGCCCUCCCUCCAGAUGUGCGGGCACAACGGCUGGGGCGUGCACAACUGCAGGCAUGUGGAAGAUGCCAGCGUCAUCUGUGCAGCUGCUCUGGCAACCCCGACUCCUGCAUCAGCAUCCUAUUCUUGCGGUGGCCUCAUUUCAAAUUCCUCUGGGAUCCUGCAGAGCCCCUUCUAUCCUGGAAAUUACCCAAACAACGCUGACUGUGUGUGGCAAAUACAAGUACAGGACAAUUCCCGCAUCACGCUCACAUUUAGAGAUAUCGCGAUGCAAAGCGGCAGAUGCCAGUUUGACUACGUUGAAGUCUAUGACGGGCCCCUGCACUCUUCCCCACUGCUCGGGAGACUUUGUUCUGGUUCCUUCCCCACGUACACGUCCUCCUCAAACAUGAUGACCAUACGCUUUCGCAGUGAUUCGAGAUACACCUUCCGGGGGUUUCAGGCUCAUUACUCCUCCAUUCCAGCAGAUCACAACACUACCCCAGAGCUGACCCUUGCUGCUCAACGGCCCCUCUCAACUGGCGCCGGCCUGCGGCUCUCGGGCGGGAGGAACGGCUGCGAGGGCCGCGUGGAGCUGUACAACGGCAGCAGCUGGGGAACGGUGUGCGACGACUCGUGGGACCUGAGCGAUGCGCGGGUGGUGUGCGGGCAGCUGGGCUGCGGCCAGCCCACGGCCGCCCCGGGCAGCGCACGCUUCGGCCCUGGCACCGGGAGCAUCUUCCUGGACGACGUGCGGUGCCGCGGGGACGAGCCCUCCCUCCAGAUGUGCGGGCACAACGGCUGGGGCGUGCACAACUGCAGGCAUGUGGAAGAUGCCAGCGUCAUCUGUGCAGCUGCUCUGGCAACCCCGACUCCUGCAUCAGCAUCCUAUUCUUGCGGCGGCCUCAUUUCAAAUUCCUCUGGGAUCCUGCAGAGCCCCUUCUAUCCUGAAAAUUACCCAAACAACGCUGACUGUGUGUGGCAAAUACAAGUACAGGACAAUUCCCGCAUCACGCUCACAUUUAGAGAUAUCGCGAUGCAAAGCGGCAGAUGCCAGUUUGACUACGUUGAAGUCUAUGACGGGCCCCUGCACUCUUCCCCACUGCUCGGGAGACUUUGUUCUGGUUCCUUCCCCACGUACACGUCCUCCUCAAACAUGAUGACCAUACGCUUUCACAGUGAUUCGAGAUACACCUUCCGAGGGUUUCAGGCUCAUUACUCCUCCGUUCCAGCAGAUCACAACACUACUCUGCUGUGCUUGCCAGACUACAUGCAUGCAGUGGUUAGCAGAGACUACCUCCAGUCUCUGGGCUACUCAGCGCAGAUGGUCACCCUUAACGACGGUCGCUGUAGACCCACCAUCACAUCCCAUGAGGUGAUAUUCAACAUCCCCUACAAUGGCUGUGGAACAGCACGCGAGGAGAAUGAGGAUACAAUCAACUAUUCCAACAUGAUCAAGGUUACAUCUUCUGGGUACAUAAUCAAGAGGAAAAAGGAUAUUCACUUCCAUAUCAGUUGCAAAAUGCUCGAGAACACAUGGGUGCAAGUAAUGUAUAUUGCUGAGGAUAUCAUAGACAUGAACGAAAAUCAGUUUGGAAGAUACGACAUAAACAUCACGUUUUAUGAUUCCUCAUCCUUCAUGCAGCAAGUGCAUGACUUCCCAUACUACAUUGACUUGAACCAAAAUCUGUACCUUCAAGCUUAUCUUCACAGCUCCGACCCAAAUCUCACCGUGUUUGUGGACACAUGCAUGGCAUCACCUAAUCCUCAUGAUUUUAACACUCUGGUCUAUAAUAUAAUCAAGCAUGGAUGUGCUAGAGAUUCCUCCUAUGCCACGUACUACUCCCCCCACAGCCACUGUGCCCGGUUCACGUUCAGUGGCUUCGAGUUCAUCAGCCGUUACCCGUCGGUGUUCCUGCGGUGCGAGCUGGUGGUGUGCCAGCUGUGGGACUACUCCUCCCACUGCUACCGGGGCUGUGUCAGAAGGUCCAAGAGAGAUGCAAGUCCUGACAGGGUGAACGUGGUUGUCGGACCGCUCCAGCUUCGGGAGGGAGCUGCGCAGAGCAGGAACACCGGGCUGGACUCUCCUCUGCCUCCUUCCCAGGUGGUUCCCACCGAGGCUGAUAAAACCCUCACGCCGGUCGUUGCUGCUCUCGCCAUCCUGGCAGCUGUCGUUUUCGUUCUUGCCGGUUUGCUGGUGAGGCCCACACUGAAGAAUCCGCUGUCACAUGGAGUAAUGUGAGACUGAAUGUCAGCAUCGUCCACUGAGUGACUGCUGAGCAAACAUCACGUAUUACAGCCACCCCAAUGCUCCAUUGAUGACAGCCACGUGUGCCAUUUGUGAGGAGCUCUGAUGUCUUUAUCUACAACGAAUCCUAGCCUGUCACAAUGAUUUAAAAUGCCUUUGUAGUCCUAGCACCCCUUAAAUGAUUAGGAAAUAAUCAUAGAAUGGUUUGAGUUGCAAGGGACCUUAAAUUUCAUCUAGUUCCAACCACCCCUGCCGUGGGCAAUGACACCUUCCCCUACCCAUGGCAUCCAUGUUACAAGGUGUUUGGUGCAAUCAUUAUCUCCUUUUUCUCCUCUUUAUUUCUCUUCUCACGCCCUUCCAAGACCAUUUAUCCAAUGCCUCAAAAUUCUGUGAGUUGGAGAGAAACUAUGAAUGAGGCAUCAAUAAAUAUUUCAAGGUUUAUUAAAAGGGAGAAAGAUUUAAUUUGGGGAGAAGUAAUAGGUCAUGUCUGGAAAGGAAAUGUAAACUUGAUCAUAUUGUGGCAUCUGGAAUUCUAGCUCUACAAUAUUGUCAUUUUUCUGAGCAUAGUUCUUACUGUCAGAUCUCUCAGUGAUACACUGAUGGAGCUGGGCAGAGAUUUCCAACCUGAAGCAACGUGUUGUGUGAGGAGUGUAGUUUAAAAUCAAAGGAACAAAUGUUUACAAAGCAGUAAUUCUAUUCUGUCUU
This is a messenger RNA of Cuculus canorus (common cuckoo), 7432 nucleotides long. RefSeq names its product deleted in malignant brain tumors 1 (gene DMBT1). Gene Ontology annotation, biological process: peptidyl-lysine oxidation. The coding region runs from base 113 to 6721 and encodes 2202 amino acids. NCBI's taxonomy places the organism in Eukaryota, Metazoa, Chordata, Aves, Cuculiformes, Cuculidae. The record is from RefSeq and is a predicted model, not a curated record. Gene Ontology annotation, molecular function: protein-lysine 6-oxidase activity. The transcript has 43 exons. Gene Ontology annotation, cellular component: membrane.